This is a messenger RNA of Desarmillaria tabescens, 815 nucleotides long. RefSeq lists its product as uncharacterized. The record is from RefSeq and is a predicted model, not a curated record. The transcript is spliced from 4 exons. NCBI's taxonomy places the organism in Eukaryota, Fungi, Basidiomycota, Agaricomycetes, Agaricales, Physalacriaceae. Bases 75 to 428 code for a protein of 117 amino acids.
CUCACACUGAAAACCUUCCUUCCACACAUUUAAGGGUAUCUACAGUGAAAAAUUUCUUUCUUCCGGCCACAAAUAUGCCCAUUCCAUCGACUUUGUAUGAAAAUCGCGACAAGUCCCCGUUCAGAGCGCCUCGGUACCGAAUUUUGCGCAGCUAUCGUUACCAUCCAUACGCGCGGCGCGAGCGUCUACAGUCUGUUGAUAAGCAUAAAAAUUCGGUCUUCACUUCCUCGUCAUCGAAGACAAUGGAGGGUCAGGACUCUAUAGUAUGGAAAGACGAAGGGGACAGCUAUGGAUGUUGGAAGAGGGCGCUUGCUGUGCUCGUCGUUCUCGCUAUCAUCUCACGCAUUCUCGAGAGUACAGCACUUUCUGUGGAGCUCUCUGUAGCGUCGUCGCAAUUGGUAUAUUACACUCAUCGAGGCCCACCAUGAAAAGUUUGCACAUUGCUCUCAAGUCCUGUAUGGGCAGAAUGGAUCGGAGUUCGUUGCAUCAGUAGCCGCAGGACACGGCCAGAAGUACGUGAGGCGAAUUUCUUGGUAUAGUGGGGGGGACAAUCCAGGUUCAAAAACGGUAGUGAAUGGAGAGUUAUUUAUUAGCGAUGUCCAAAUUGUACCCAAGGAAUCGAGAUAUAAAGAUUGGCCAGAGAAAGUAAAAUCGAAGACACUAUUAAGUUCCCAGCAGAAAAACCGGAAAAAUCACCCCAUUGAGAGACUAAGAGAUCGCAGUCGCGACGACGGUGAGCUCAAUAGCCGAUCAAAAGAAUAAGGCGGAAAAAUCCGAAUGCUUGGAUCAGCGAGCAAUUUCCAAUUUUGGUUUUC